This is a messenger RNA of Ictalurus punctatus (channel catfish), 2079 nucleotides long. RefSeq lists its product as uncharacterized. The record is from RefSeq and is a predicted model, not a curated record. Lineage: Eukaryota; Metazoa; Chordata; Actinopteri; Siluriformes; Ictaluridae. The transcript has 2 exons. Bases 576 to 1730 code for a protein of 384 amino acids.
UUAAAAAAAAAAAAUCUAAUGUGUAGCAUAGCCCACAUAGAACCCUUUAAUACCUUUUUCAUAGCCUUCAAUUUGCACAACGUUUGAAGGACAACAAUGGCCAGAAUGUGAAAAAAACGUCUUUUUUCGAAAAAAAAAAACAAAACAAAAAAAACCAGAAAACAAAAAUUGGCCUUUUACUCCAACUAAUCGAUCAACCGAAGAAAUAAUCGACAGAUUAAUCGAUUAUUAAAAUAAUCGAUAAUUGCAGCCCUAAUUCAGGUGUUGAUUGUACUUUGUUUGCAAACAACAAAAUUCACAUAUCAUUUUACAUGUGAAUUGUCUGCACAAAAUUUCAUAAAUCAUAUUACAGUGGAUUUUUGACUAUGAAGCACAGCAUGAAAGGUGCUUAUAAUCAUUAACACGAUUAAUGAUUGAUUUUAUUGCUAUUGUGACUUCUACACUCCUAAACUUUCACCACACUUCCUGUAAACAAGGCACUCGGUGAUAUGUCCUGGACCGCUAACCAUCCGAUCACUGCUGCUCUGAGGAAACAAUUUACAAUUCUUUAAAAACAACUCUCCUAGGAAUUUACCAUGAGCAACCCGCAGAUGCUGAAGGAACUGACUGAUUUAAAGAACUCUAGUUUUGGUAAACCUUAUCCAAGACACGGCCUCAAGCUGCUGUACUGGUUUGCUAACGAGUUCAUGUUUUUUAACAACAACAAUAAGAUGUGCUGCCAGUACAAUCCAAGAAACAAAUUUUACGGCUUUCAUCGAUUUAAGAACAAAGAGGAUAAAAAUGGGGUUAAACUCCUGCCUGAUGUCAACCUCACCUACUACGUGGUGGGCAAUCUGAACAGUGAAGGAGCAGACGAGCUGCCCGAUUACGUCCGGGAAGAUUACAGUUGCUUUAGAAAGGAUAACAACAUGGACCGCAUCAUAGUCAGCGUUGAGGAUCAGUGCAUUGAAAGCGUCUAUGUGACUGAGCACAGUGAUCGGACAGAUUUCAACAAGGAAGCCACGUACUGCAUCAGCAAGGAGAUCUUUAUGAUCAUGAGGGAGCUGACCUUAGAGGAGUUUCUCUUGAAAACUGGGUAUUCAAGUUCACAAGUCGAGUACGGUCAGAGAGCUGGGAUUUCGAGGCCUCAAGAGGACAACAGUCAAAGAACUUGGUUUUCAAGACCUCAAGAGGACAAUGGUCAGAGCACUGGGAUUUCAAGACCUCAAGAGGACAACAGUCAAGGAAUUUGGUUUUCGAGACCUCAAGUGGACAAUGGUCAGAGAACUGGGAUUUCAAGACCUCAAGAGGACAAUAGUCAGAGAACUGGGAUUUCAAGACCUCAAGAGGACAAAAGUCUAAGAAGUUGGUUGUCAAGACCUCAAGAGGACAAUGGUCAGAGAACUCGGAUUUCCAGAACUAAAGAGGACAAUGGUCAGAAAACUCGGAUUUCAAGACCUCAAGAGGAGAACAGUCAGAGAACUCGGAUUUCAAGACCUCAAGAGGACAACAGUCAGAGAACUCGGAUUUCAAGACAUCAAGAGGACAACAGUCAGAGAACUCGGAUUUCAAGAUCUCAAGAUGACAAUAGUCAGAGAACCGGGACUCCGCGACCUCAAAAGGACAAGGGUCAGAGAACUUGGUUUUCCAGAAAGCAAGAGAGCACUAAUCCAAGUUCUCAGGAGGAUGAUGUCACCAAUUUAUUUGAUGAUAACGAAUCAACAAACUGCUGCAGAUGUGUCAUACUUUAGACUCUCUGUAUGUGUAAUAUAUCAUCAAACAUACACAAACUGUACAGGAAUUUGAAAGGCAUGAUCACAUGAUUUCUGUCAGUUCUAAAAAAUCCUACAACAGCUAAUCUGAUGUCUUGCUCUAACCCUAACUGUAGCCCUUCAUCCAAGUGAUUACGUAUCGAUUACGUAUUACAUAUUGAUUAGUGAUUACGUAUUAGAACGCAGAAUCUGACGUCUAUACUAUAUAAACUAUAUGCAAUGAGUGAUAUUUUCAGCUAUGACAUACCACUGCAAUUUGAAAUGUUUUCUUAAGUAUUGCAAUUUUCCCCCCACAAAAACGCUGGUUUUAAAGUAAUCUGCCCCCUAC